Molecule: messenger RNA, 1284 nt
Organism: Radiomyces spectabilis
Lineage: Eukaryota; Fungi; Mucoromycota; Mucoromycetes; Mucorales; Radiomycetaceae
Exons: 2
Coding region: 35-1243 (402 amino acids)
Molecular function (GO): metal ion binding
Source: RefSeq, a predicted model, not a curated record
UUUUUAUUGUUAUAUCCGCAACACCAUAUUUGUCAUGACGGAAAAAUAUGGUCGCCACAAUAUCCAGUCGCUAAGAGGACAGAUACGGCACCGUCGGAAAUUGUUCAAAACCUUAUUUUUUAUCGAUCUGCAGCCCGAAGAUGAGGAUGAUCCCAAGGUGCAAGUACUUUUUCGUUCCGAUGAUGGCUCAAUAGACGAUUGGACUUUCCAAGAAAGUUAUCGAGCCUGUCGACCUGGCAAUAGAAUUCAGCUGGAGGUUGGGACCCCCAAUGACCCCAUGGAAACCGUCCAAAAGCCCUAUGCGGUUUUUCAAUGCAAUAGUCUACCACAAGUAUUGCAUGUAUACGAUAAUCCAAAGGGGAAGCAUUUCAUAUCAGAUCCUCCUUUAGCCAGCAAUCAACCCAAAGACACCGUCCGAACAUCAACUGGAUCCCUCAAAGAAAAGUCGACUUUGGUAUGUAAGUUUUGGAUUAAUCAACGGCAUUGUCUUCAACAAGAUCUAUGCCCUUUCCAACAUCCCACAGGGGACGAUUUCCUUCGUGCUCGAGAGCUCUGGGUGGAAGAGCGCUUAGCAACUCGUCGCAAGUUAACCGAGGAUGUCAACGAUCCGCAUAAAUCUAAAAAGCCUCAUGCGAUGCGAGCCAUGAUCUUUGCGGAAUGGAUCUUUCACACUUUUGCUCCUAUUCUUCCCCGUGGCUUUGAAGCGCUGGAUAUCGCUGGCGGCAAAGGAGAACUAGCUAUGUUUAUGAGUCGUGGCUAUGGCAUUCCAACCACGGUGGUUGAACCCAACGAACGAAAACGACCUCCCUACUGGUAUACGAGAUUGUUACGUUUGAUGCUUGUCCACAUCAGCAAGAAUGGCGUUAUCGACGAGCGCCAAGGCUGGCCUUGCGACGUCGAACCUCAAUAUCUGCCAAGUAUGCUUGACGAUGAAUUGCUGAACCGGGAAACCGCGCUUCUCGACAAAGUGGCAUUGUUGGUAGGCUUGCACGCAGAUCAAGCCACUGAGCCUAUUGUGGACGCGGCGUUAAGCUUAGGGAAGCCAUUCGCUGUCGUACCCUGCUGCGUUUUCAGUCACCAAUUCCGUUCUCGACGUCUCCAAUCCGGUAAACCAGUUACGACAACUGAAGACCUUAUUCAAUACCUUUGCGAAAAAGAUACCAAUGGCCGAGGAACCAUCCGUAAAACUUAUCUUGAUUUUGAAGGCAAAAACGUUGUUGUUUAUUGGUAUCCUGAAAAGUAAAUUUUGUAAGCAGUAGAUGUUAAAUAUUUGGAAUAAAAAAG